Messenger RNA from Rhea pennata, 926 nucleotides. It is a transcript of the gene FHIT, whose product is annotated as fragile histidine triad diadenosine triphosphatase. The transcript is spliced from 8 exons. Gene Ontology annotation, cellular component: plasma membrane; nucleus; cytoplasm. Lineage: Eukaryota; Metazoa; Chordata; Aves; Rheiformes; Rheidae. Gene Ontology annotation, biological process: purine nucleotide metabolic process; intrinsic apoptotic signaling pathway by p53 class mediator; negative regulation of proteasomal ubiquitin-dependent protein catabolic process. The coding region runs from base 165 to 611 and encodes 148 amino acids. The record is from RefSeq and is a predicted model, not a curated record. Gene Ontology annotation, molecular function: bis(5'-adenosyl)-triphosphatase activity; ubiquitin protein ligase binding.
GCUGCAGGUGACGUCAGGGCCCUGUGGCCUAUCCGCUUCCGCCGGCGUAGCGCAUGCGUGGAAGACAAGCUACUGCAGAAGCUUAAAGUAGUCAACUCCAUCUCACAAGCUGGGGAAAAUCUUCUCUGAGCACUUCAUUUGAAUCUUGAAGAUUAACAUUUGUCAUGUUGAGAUUUGGGCAGCAUCUCAUCAAGCCCUGUGUGGUCUUCCUGAAGACAGAGCUCUCCUUUGCUCUUGUGAACCUGAAGCCAGUGGUCCCAGGGCAUGUCCUUGUUUGCCCUCUGCGGCCAGUGGAGCGUUUCCGUGAUUUGCAUCCUGAGGAAGUGGCUGAUUUAUUUCAAACGGCGCAAAGGGUUGGCGAUGUGGUGGAGAAGCACUUCUGUGGCACCUCACUCACCUUUUCCAUUCAGGAUGGCCCUGAAGCUGGACAAACGGUGAAGCAUGUUCAUGUCCAUGUCCUUCCAAGGAGGGCCGGAGACUUCAGCAGGAAUGAUAAUGUCUACGAGGAGCUGCAACGACACGACAAAGGAGAAGCGGAUUCCCCUGACAAGUGGAGGACAGAAGAAGAAAUGGCAGCCGAAGCUGCAAUUCUGAAGAAAUAUUUUCAGUAAAAUUAGAGGUAACAAAGUAUUUGAAAAGCAUCCUACGACACAAGAGGCUCCCUGAGAAAGACCUCAUUCUCCAGUUCUCAGUGGCGCUGGAACUGCAGCUGAACACAUUUUUAUUGUGGUCUACAAAUACAGGAUUCUUCCUUGAAAAAUUUUAUUGGACCUUUGGAUAUCAUCAAGGUUGAGUUUCAGCUAAGACAGCUAACAGCACUGGUUCAGAAUACUGCACUCAGCAGUAACUCCUAUUUUUCUGAAUUGUGAACUUGGGAAUGAAUCUUUUAAAAUUGUCCCUUGGCCUAAAUUGAAAUAAAAUGCUAG